GUUGCAGCAGAGAGCGUCGCGUCACGCCACUUCGGUUUAGUUCGGUGUCCAGUGCAGUUGGCGCUUGCAGAACUUGGUGGUCAUUUUAGGCUACACUUGGUUUGCUUUGAUUAUAUAGUGCAGUUAGUGCUUGUUAUCGUUCGAACCACAGGAAAAAAGAUGUCCCAUUUCCACCUACAACUGUUCGCGACUCGGUUGAACGAGAUAACCGAAGAUUACCUCCAGCGGGUCAACUGGAUCUACCAGGGGGUGGUGCCACAGAUUGGACGCCUACUGGAGGCGAUCGAUUCCACCUGCUCGAAGCAACAGGUUUCGAGCCCGCAAUCGUUGGCGUUUGGAGAUGUCCACUCUCUGAGGGACAUUUUGCGAUUUUUCAAACCGAUUCAGUGCUGUGAGAAAAGCCUGUUGAACAGCGAUACGCUGAUCAAGCAUUUGAUGCAGCAUGGCACCGACGGACGGGAAGAACUCGACAGCGGCACAAAGAGCUCGGCCAUUUUCUUCAACCUGUUCGUGCAGCUUGCAACAGGCGUACUUGUACGCUACGACAACAACUACGAUCAGAUAGAACAAUACACCGUUCAGCUCCUGCGCAAGGCCGCCGCCUAUCUGGACUGCAUUCAACUGAAACCAAUGCGAGUGGAUGGGUCCGCUGCGGUCACCUUCACCGAAAAUGUCACCUUUGCCAAGUGGAAGUACGUGUUCGAUUACACGUGCACCAUCUGUACCAAGCGGGGAAUCGACAACUGCCGCUAUGAAGGGGCCAUUGCAUGGUAUAUGAUCCACCUGAAUACGAUGGUUUCCAAUCCGAUUCGCCAUUUGGGAAGCAAGAAGCAUGCGACAAGUCUCCGCGACUGCUUGGGAGAUAGAAUUGUGGCGGAGAUCCGUCCGGCUGUUCGACAGGCUCCUGCCAACUCGCAACUCUCGACGACAGCUGCCCAAUAUCUCAAGGAGGUUCGCGAAAUCGAGCUCGAUAAGCUCUGCACCAUCGGUACAGCAGUUCAACGGAAUACACCGUACGAAGCCGUAUACGACUAUCUCAAUGCAAAGCUUGGAACUAUGCUGCGAGAGAGCACCAUCGUACCGUUUGGGUCUCGUGUGACCGGGCUGGCCAAUCAAGACUCCGAUCUUGAUCUUUCGAUCAAAGUAGGACAGGGCAUGCAACCUAAAACGGUGUAUCAUAAGAUUCUUGCAUGGGCUGGCAAGAACGAGAACAAGCCAGAAGUAACCGUUGAACGUCAGAUACCCCAAGGACCUAUGGUUCUUCGAUUGAAGAUUCGCUCUCUCCAAUUGACAAUUGAUCUUACGCUCAACAGUCCGUACGUCGUUGGCAAUGCAAAAAUUGUCGAUUACUUCUUCCGGCUUCAACCAAUGGCUCGAAAGCUCUUCUUCCUGCUCAAGGAAUGGAUGAAGAGAACCGAUAUCGGUGAUAGCUUCCACCAUAAUGUCCUGAUCUCCCUGAUCGUAUUCUACAUGCAAACGGAGCAAUGUCUUCCACCGGUCUUUCCGCUGAUCAACGGUCCCGAAAAGAUCAACGGACUCUACAACACCAACUUCGUAGAGCGCAUCACCCUCUACGCGGAACCCAUUGAUUUUCUAACUCUGGUGAAGGAUUUCUUCGCCUACUGGGCUCGGUUCGAUUGGGUCCGGACCGGGGCAUCGGUCAAGGAGGCUACGGUCAAACCCAAGGGUGCCUUCUGUAACAGAGCCAACCAUCAGCAACCGAUGGUGGUGACCGACUACUUUGAUCCGACUCGCAACGUUGCCGGCAAUGUGCGGAAGGAAGAUUGCGAGAAAUUUGCGCGGGCCUGCAAGGAGGCUGUGGGCGUUCUGAAAGCGAAGCGGGCCUUCUGAAUCGGCGAGGGACGCUGUCUGUUGCUAUUCCGACAAAGAGGAAUAGAAAUCAUCUGAAUUCUUGAAAUAUACUUGCAUUGAACUUGUAUUGACAAUAUUAUGAACAUAAAUAAAAAAAAAUUUCCACAAACUU
Messenger RNA from Aedes albopictus (Asian tiger mosquito), 1984 nucleotides. RefSeq lists its product as uncharacterized. Gene Ontology annotation, biological process: RNA 3'-end processing. The transcript has 3 exons. The coding region runs from base 160 to 1851 and encodes 563 amino acids. The record is from RefSeq and is a predicted model, not a curated record. Gene Ontology annotation, molecular function: nucleotidyltransferase activity. NCBI's taxonomy places the organism in Eukaryota, Metazoa, Arthropoda, Insecta, Diptera, Culicidae.